AAAGAGGCCGCAAGGGGCGAACUUCUAACAAUGUUAGCCAAUGGUAACUCACGUCGAUGCAACGUCCUUAACCUACUAUUUGGCACAUCCGGGUGAGCGAUUUGGCCGCGAAGAUGUACGGAGCUAUUCGGGUGCUUCUGCAGGUGUUCUUUGCCCAGCUGCUCUGUGGGUGGGUUCUGGGUUCAGAGCUCACAUUUGAGCUGCCAGACAAUGCUAAACAGUGCUUCUACGAAGAUAUCAUCAUGGGCACCAAAUGUACACUGGAAUUUCAGGUCGUGACUGGGGGUCAUUAUGAUGUUGAUUGUCGUCUGGAGGACCCUGAUGGAACUGUCCUCUACAAGGAGAUGAAGAAGCAAUAUGACAGCUUUACAUUCACCGCUGCCAGAAAUGGCACCUUCAAGUUCUGCUUCAGCAAUGAGUUCUCAACUUUCACGCACAAGACUGUCUACUUUGACUUCCAGGUUGGGGAAGACCCCCCAUUGUUUCCUAAUGAGAACCGAGUCACAGCUCUCACACAGAUGGAGUCGGCGUGUGUGUCCAUCCAUGAGGCUCUAAAAUCCGUCAUUGACUACCAGACACACUUUCGCCUCCGGGAGGCCCAGGGACGCAGUAGGGCAGAGGACCUCAACACCCGGGUGGCCUUCUGGUCCAUCGGUGAAGCCUUCAUCCUCCUGGUGGUUAGCAUAAGUCAGGUGGUCCUGCUGAGAAGCUUCUUCUCAGACAGGAAGACCACUACGACACGUGUUGGAUCAUAAUCAACUUGUACUCCUGGGAUCGUUCUUAUCAUCUUUUUUUUGGCUCAAUACAUAUUACAUUUUAGCAAACCAUAAGUACUUGACAUUGAAUUAGGUCCUGUUGUUUAUUUUUGUAAAUGUUUUCCUUGGUGCUUUAUUGGUUCCCUCCCAUCAGUUAAUUUCACACUUAUUUCAUUUUAAUGGUGCACCUAAAAACAAGGUUGAGGGAGGUGGAUGAAAACAUUAAAGAUUCAAGUUGUUAAAUUUCUUCCUCCUUCCAUUGGCAAAAAAACAAAACAGCAAUGACUCCCUCCUGUCUGGUGUUAAAAUUGUAACAUAAAUGAUUAACUCUCUAAACACAUAUGGCAGACUUCAAUGUUUGUGGGCUGCUUGGAUAAUGAUGAUGGAGCUAGCCAUUCAUUUGACAUUUUAAUCCUUUUUAUGCUUCCAAAUUCGAUUUUAUUGUGAGGAAUCCAUGUGUACAGUCAUGAUGUAACAUCCCAGUUAGAACAGACCUUGGUUUGACCUCAUUACAAAUGUGGGAGUUGAAAGUUGUUUUUUCUUUAUAUUUCAUGCGUAUUUUAGGUUGUGUUUUGAAGUAAAAAAUGGAUAUUAACUUUGUUUUGAUGCCUGAUCAUUUACUACUUGUUAAGAAAAGGGUUUGGGCCUCAACAUCAGCCCUUGCUGUGUAAUUUAUGAAUUGCAUAGACCUAUUUAUUCUGUGAUAUCAAAUCGUCCUCAUCUUUCUUAGUACACUGGUAUAAAAUGUUAUUGUAUUGUUUGUCAAAAGAUUGGGAUGACUGUAACAUAUUAUUUCAAAUUCUCAUUUGUAAAUGUUCAAUCCAUUUUCCUUUUUGUUUUGUAAAAAGAAAACGUGUGUGUUGGGUUUGGAAAGGUUAAGCAACACUACAUGCAAUUCAUGUUUUUUAAGGGGCUUAGUUCUUUAGUGGAAUCCCCUUGGUAGAGUUUUGCUUGCACAUGAGUGCAUGUUAAUGGGCUGUGACCAAAAAUGUUUUGUUUUCUAGCCUCUUCAAAAGCAAACUGUCAAAUGUACAAUUAGAAUAUUAUUUAUCCUUUUGACAUACAAUAAGAUUCACUCUGAUAUAAAUGGUCUAUAUUGUGGUGGUAAAAGGUUAAUUGAUGGAAACUAAACAUGAUCGAUUUCUUUCACCCAUUAUUUGGUAUGAUUUGAUUGAUCCCUGUACAUGCUUUGUUCCAUCUGGCUGUCUUCACAGUUUGCUGGAAAUAUUCAACCAUCUUUAUUAAAAGGAAUUGAAUUUUUGCCACUUA
Molecule: messenger RNA, 2024 nt
Organism: Gadus morhua (Atlantic cod)
Lineage: Eukaryota; Metazoa; Chordata; Actinopteri; Gadiformes; Gadidae
Gene: tmed7
Product: transmembrane p24 trafficking protein 7
Exons: 4
Coding region: 114-755 (213 amino acids)
Source: RefSeq, a predicted model, not a curated record